Molecule: messenger RNA, 1112 nt
Organism: Carica papaya (papaya)
Lineage: Eukaryota; Viridiplantae; Streptophyta; Magnoliopsida; Brassicales; Caricaceae
Source: RefSeq, a predicted model, not a curated record
UUUCCUUGUGCAGGGUUGAAUUUCUUGUCCUGGAUGAAUCUGAUAAGCUCUUUGAACUUGGGUUAUUAAAACAGAUUGAUUCUGUUGUCAAAGCUUGCUCUAAUCCUUCAAUUGUGCGUGCAUUAUUUAAUGCUACUUUACCUGAUUUUGUUGAGGAGUUAGCACGUACAAUAAUGCAUGAUGCUGUCCGAGUUAUUGUUGGGAGAAAGAAUACUGCUUCUGAAUCAAUCAAGCAAAAAUUAGUUUUUGCUGGAAGCGAAGAAGGGAAACUUCUUGCCCUUCGUCAAAUAUUUACUGAGAGCCUGAAUCCACCAGUAUUGAUCUUUCUGCAAAGUAAGGAGCGAGCAAAGGAACUCUAUGAUGAAUUAAAAUUUGACAGCAUUAGAGUUGAUGUCAUCCAUUCUGAUUUGUCUCAAGCCGAGCGUGAAAAAGCAGUUGAUAGCUUCAGAGCAGGCCAAACAUGGGUUUUGAUAGCCACAGAUGUUAUAGCCCGGGGUAUGGACUUCAAAGGUGUUAACGUUGUGAUCAAUUAUGAUUUUCCGGAUUCUGCUGCUGCAUACAUUCAUAGGAUCGGUCGGUCUGGCAGAGCAGGAAGGAGUGGACAGGCUAUCACCUUUUACACAGAAGAUGAUGUACCUUAUUUGCGUAACGUAGCUAAUGUGAUGGCAGCAUCAGGCUGUGAGGUUCCUUCCUGGAUCAUUUCCUUACCCAAACGGAAGUGGCAGAAGCAUCAGCCGCAACGGGAGUCCAUCUCAACUAAACCAAAAGAAGAAAAAAAAAAGAGGCUAUCACUGGCCCCAGUCCCCAAAUUUUGAUGCCAUAGAUCUUUUUACAGAAUUAGCUCGUGAAAAUGCACCCAUUUUGUGUGAUUGCAAGCGGAAAGGUGGGGUCUUGUAUUAAUGCAUUUUGUGAAUUAAUGUGAGCAAAGGGUCAUUUUCUUUUUUAAUCUUUUGGACGGAUAGGUGCUAUGCUUGGCUGAACAGUUGUUAAAUUAGUUUAUUGCUGGUUGCCUGCCAUUCUGCUUGGUCUGUGGAACAUAUUCAUUAUUGAUUUGGCCAUUCAACAAGGUUGCAUGUCCAUUCUUUAGUAACACAGACUCUGGUUUUCAUGAA